AUGAUACCUUGCUCUAAUGAUGUCCUUCAUAUGACGGACGAAAGCUUAGCACCUUUUCACCGCGAUCGAAGGAGAUUGCCUCGGAAACAGCGUCAGCAUGAAUCUUCCAGUAAAGCCAAUCGACAGCUGGUCGACAGGAAUCCGCCGUCGUCUUCUGGUGGAACCGACCUUCGAAUCUCUUCACCCAACACUUUCACUCGAAAUGGCUGGUCAAGAGGGAUUCGCCGUCGUCUUCUGGUGGAACCGACCUUCGAAUCUCUUCACCCAACACUUCUACUCGAAAUGGAAUCCGCCGUCGUCUUCUGGUGA
Protopolystoma xenopodis is the source of this 309-nucleotide messenger RNA. The record is from the annotation of a GenBank genome assembly. Lineage: Eukaryota; Metazoa; Platyhelminthes; Monogenea; Polystomatidea; Polystomatidae.